Molecule: messenger RNA, 4730 nt
Organism: Oryzias latipes (Japanese medaka)
Lineage: Eukaryota; Metazoa; Chordata; Actinopteri; Beloniformes; Adrianichthyidae
Gene: smpd3
Product: sphingomyelin phosphodiesterase 3
Biological process (GO): sphingomyelin metabolic process
Cellular component (GO): cytoplasm; extracellular region
Molecular function (GO): sphingomyelin phosphodiesterase activity
Source: RefSeq, a predicted model, not a curated record
GAAGUUUCUGUCAGCAUACCAGUUGGAAUCAGAGUAAGGGCGGGACAUAUGGGCGGGGACUAUGUUUAGUGGGCCGGGGGACAGUCCACAGCCCCCCGGGAGACGGAAGCCGCCCUCAGUAAUCAGACAUUGGUGUAGGGAUUUUUUUUUUUUUUUUUUUUUUUGUCGUCCUGAAUGGUUCCACCUCAUAACACCCCCCUCCCCUUCCAGGGGUGGUCGUCAGUGAGGGUAGGCGUGGCGCCGUUUCCAUGCAGUGACGUCAGUGGGAGCUGUUCAAAGUGCUAUGGUGCUGAAGAGCGCUCUGCGCGCCGCUCAGUCUCUCUCAGCCGUUCGCUAGCUCGGUCGCUCCACUCCGGUGGGGCUGGAUUUCACCGCGCUAAACCCUUUAAAGGCUGGGCUUGGGGGACAAGAGAACCCCCCCAUGAAGACGGACUCCCGGCAGAUGCUGAGGAAAUGCUGAUGCUCGGUGGAAACCCCCCCAGAGGUGGUUGAGGUCUCUGCAAUCAGAAGAAUGGCUCUCAUCACAGAGACUCAGGACUUCCAGAUGGGGAACCUCAGCCCCCGGAAGAGAGUGUAGUUUGUAAGAAAGGGCAGAGACUGAGAAAAGCCCCAGGGUGCUGAUAAUCACCCAAACCAUGUAGUGCUUCUUUCUCAGAGGAGGGGGGAGAGUCCGUGUUCCAGUCUGUCAAGCAGGUCUGUGCUUGCCGUUUUGGAGGGUGUAUGAGGGUUUGGGGGUGUAGGGUGAGCUGAAAGACCACUGCAGAAAGAGAGGAGAGUUAAGAGGUAGACAUGGUCCUUUACAGCACCCCCUACUCCAGCACCUGCCUCCACUUCCUGGACGGUCUGUCCUGGAGCCUGGUGUUUCCCUGCUACUGGCUACUGGACCGCCUGCUGGCGUCCUGUGUGCCCACCUCCCUGGAGAAACGGCAGCGCUCCCAGGACCCCUGCUCCUUCCUCACCCUUUGUGUCUUGAUCUCUGUGCCCCUUUACCUGCUGCUGUUCUUCGCCUCCCUGCCCUUCGCCCUGCUGGGCUUCAUCAUCUGGGCCCCCCUGCAGGCGGUCCGCCAACCAUACCUGUACACCUACCGCAGACCAGACAAGUCUGAGCAAUGCCAGGCUGGACCAGGGGGGGCAGGGACUGGAGAAUGGAGACCCCAGGGCAGAAGCUUCUGUUUCUGCAGUGCCAAUGUGUGCCUCCUACCUGACUCCCUGGCUAGAUUCAACAACCUGUCAAACACCCACAAGAGAGCCCUGGAGAUGGGGAAGAGGAUCCGUAACGGUGCCAGUCGACCCCAGAUCAAAAUCUACAUCGAUUCACCAACCAACACUUCCAUCAGUGCCGCAUCCUUCAGCAGUCUUGCCACAGGUUUUCGGCGUACCUCGUCCCUGGACCAGCGUCCAGACCAAACACAUACCACCAAUGGCCCAGCUGAAACUGAAGUAGAAACCAUGACAGAGUGUCCGAUACACCCCCCAGGAGUCACAGAAUGUCCUGUUCAUCCGUCCUCAGGAGUUCAGGGUUCUGGUGAAUGCCCUGUUCACCAAGAUGACACCACAGCAGACUGCCUCCUCCACUCAACUAACAACAGCUCAGACUGUCCCAUUCACACCUCAGGUGAGGCUGCAGACUGCCCCAUGCACUCUCCCGGGGGUCAGAGUGUUCCUGCGCAACCGGACUGCCACAUGCGUGAGGAAGGGAGGCAGCACAGAGCCUCCAUAGACUGCCCUCUUCACACAUCAGGGGUUCAGAUCAGCAUCAGUGCUCCAGAGCCAGACCCCCAGGAGGAGGACACAGUGGAGACCAGGAAUCACCGCGAAGUGGGCGGGGACACAGGCAGCAUGACUGCCUCUAGGGAGUCCCUGGCUCGUUAUCACGCUUGUGAUGGGGGCAUUGGGAUAUCCUCCAAUAAUACACUCUCUCAUGUCCCGCGAACGUCAAUCUUCAAGCGCCCAGGACGAAAACGUCGCCAUGGAGAUGAGACAUUCGAUCACGAGAUCUCUGCAUUCUUUCCCGCCAACCUGGAUUUCAUGGCACUCCAGGAAGUCUUUGAUCAUGGAGCAACAUCCAAAUUGCGUCGGCAGUUGCACAGAUACUUCCCCUAUGUGCUAAGUGAUGUGGGGAGGUAUGGCUGGAAGGGCUGUUGCUCCAGGUUCAAGUUCUUGAACAGUGGCCUUUUGCUGGCCAGUCGCUACCCCAUCCUUGAUGCCCGAUUUGAGUGCUACCCCAAUGGAAGGGGAGAAGAUGCCCUGGCCGCCAAAGGGGCGCUGUUUGCUAAGGUCCACGUGGGCACUUCUCAUCAGGAGCAGAGGGUUGUGGGAUUCAUCACGUGCACACAUCUCCACGCAAUAGAAGGCGAUGCUGCGGUCCGCUGCGAGCAGCUGGACCUCCUGCUGCAGUGGGGGGCCGAGUUUCGCCAGUCCUCCUGUCAAUCACCUGAGGGGGAGAAGGUUCUGGAAGACCUGGUGGCCUUUGAUGUCAUCUUGGGAGACCUGAACUUUGACAACUGCUCUUCAGAGGACAAGCUGGAGCAGCAGCACGCUCUCUUCACGCAGUACAAGGACCCAUGCCGCCUCGGGCCAGGAGAGGACAAACCCUGGGCUCUGGGUACUCUGCUGGACCCCAGCGGCCUUUAUGACGAAGACGUCACCUCAGCUGAAAGUUUACAAAAAGUGAUGGAGAACGAAGACGGCAGGAAGGAGUAUCUGGUGUUUCCUCCCAGUAAGAACCAGUGUCCUGGCAGCAGUCAGAAGGGCAGGAAGAUACCGCUGAAGGGAAACGGGCGCAGGAUCGACUACAUCCUGUACAGCGACGAGGGCCUUCAGCCAGACUGGAAGCUGGACAUCGAGGAGUUCAGCUUUGUCACCCAGCUGGCCGGCCUCACCGACCAUCUGUCUGUGGCCACGCGGCUGGCCGUUUCUACGGGGGAGGAGGAGCCUUAGACUGAACCCUUCCUCCUGAACACUGCCAUGGUGGACACACGGAGUGAGGGGCAGACAGAGCUGGUAGAUCAGAGCAGGGAAGGAGAAAGAGACAUCCUGCCACACAAACACCAAAUCCAGCAGCAGAAGAAGCCCGGGGCUGCCCUGCCCCUCACUUCGGCCCCCCCCAUCCAGAGGCUUCUUUUAGUGUGUUAUGUAGCCAAUGCUCUUCUUAUAUGAUCUGUUUUAGUUGUAGUGUUUUCAUGAUUUUUUAAGGAUCCUUUUCAGGGACAGGUUGUUGUCUUCACACCGACCAUCUUUGUCUCCUGCUCCAUUCAGGAAGGCUGUUGGUCGCACCCCUAACCCCCCCCCCCCCACACACACACACCCACACACACACACACACACACACUCAGUCCCAGGAACCUCAAAAAGUGUCUUUCUUUCUACAAAAAAAACCUUUCUUAGAGGAGGAAAAGAAAACUGUUUCUAUUCAAGCCACGCCUCUUUUUAUCGAGAUCUAAAGGUCAGUUUGAAGCUGAAUGUUUGUUAUUCACAGCUGCACGAUCUGUCAGCCAUUACUGAUUUUCAAAAGUAGAGAAGAUGCAUGAUGGGAAAUGGUGUAGGUUUGAAGCACUAAAACUGGCGAGGUUAUUAGCAUGAGCGCCCCCUACCUUCAUGAACAACAGCAUGCACAGAGACACUGCAGCACAAAAUGAUCAUUCAACAGCUGUGAGGGAGCCAGCCUGGGGGGCAUGAAGCUCAGGUUCUGGUUUAGGGACAUGUGGAGGUGCCAAAGUGGGACAGAAUCCGAGGAGCAGCACUUUAGCACCAGGGAAUUAAGGAGAGAACUCCCACAAACACAGCAAAUGAGUCCCACCGUGGCUUUAGGGUUCAAAUACACAAAAAGUCAAAUAACUGCCCUCUUUGAGGGCAGAUCAGAGAGACAAGCCACUUCAGUUUUACCUUCAGAGAAGAUAACCAGCCAAACAAACACUGGACGCCUGGAUCUGGAAGACAUCUGGACAUGCUGCAUUCGCCUUGUUUCUGUGGAUAAAAUCCACAGCAAGAGAAGGGACCGUUAGGCUCUUAGACUCUGUACUUCUGCGAAGACCAAGUUCCAGAUGGAUGUUUAGCCCGAAACUAAAUGAUGGGAUGACUGAAGGGAAUGUCUGACUGAAGCUGCAGAAGGAGUUUUCUCAUCCAGGCUGAUCUGAUGAACCAUCCAAGCAUUUCUUUACUUUUCUUUAAUUUUCUAGUAUUUUCUUCCAAAAACACGUAUGUCUUGCUUUGAAUCAAGUUAUAAGUCUCAUGGGGCAUGGUUUCAGGAUUCCUGACUUCUGUGAACGCAUCAUAAAAAAACACAUAGAAUGAACAGACACAAGUGUUUUACUUUUAUCUUUUUUUCAUCAUCAGCUGGUUAUUUAAUAUUUUUAGAAAUUAGAUUUUCAUGUUUUUGGUUCAUAAAGCCUUCAAAGAACUAAAACGGGUCUGUUUGACCCAUCAAGCUUCACAGCUUUAGGGUCAGGGAUGAAAAAAGAGAACAUCUUUGAGGGAUUUUCUUCAAUCUUGAGGGGUGCAUCCCCUUGCUAGCAUUACUUUCCAGAAGUUAGACAGGGACUCUAAGCUGAGGGGAAAGUUCUGGGAAACUCUUGGAGGUCCGUGUUCCAGUGAGACUCAACCAUGGUGGAGAAACCACUCCACUUGAAACAAACACUAACAAUGAUGGAUACAUGCCAAGAACAAGUUCACCUGUGUCUCUGUCACUCAUGUAUUAUAUAUUCUGCUUAUGAAUACGUUUUAUAUCUUUG